AUGGCUUACUGCGAACGAUGCCAGCGUUGGUUCGGCAGCGAGCGCGCGCUGCAGCAGCACGAAGAGAAUUCUAGCAUGCACCAUCUUUGCGAUAGCUGCGACAGGGAUUUUGUCUCUGAACACGCUCUCAUUCAACACUAUGUGCAAAGCACACGCCAUCACUAUUGCCAGCGCUGCGAUGAACAUUACUCUUCGCAAGGUAAUCUGGACUCUCAUUUCGAGAGCAGUCACUAUUGGUGCCCCGCCUGCAAUAUGUUCUUCAAGAACGAUAACGGGCUCCACGAACACAGACGCCAGAAGCACUGGUAUUGCAUCGAAUGCAAGCGCGUCUACCAGAGCGAAAGCAACCUGCGCGCUCACCAGCGGUCCUCCGUCCAUCAACAAGCCAACAUUCCCUGCGUCGACACGCGCUGCAACCGAAAGUUCGUCUCCGUUUCCGCGCUCGCGCUGCACCUCGAGUCGGGCACGUGCCCGUCGCGCCUCACUCGCGCGCAGAUCAAUCGCCUUGUCGCGCGUUACGACACGAACAAUGUCAUCACGGAUCCUGCACGGCUCAUUCAGGGUCCCAAUGGGUAUAGCACACUGCAGAGAACGGUAACGGCCUGGGCGACGGAGCGGUCCUGGAACGGGUCUGCAUACGAGUGCUUCCUUUGCCACAAGAUGUACACAACCCUCGCCGUGCUGAACCAGCACCUUGCAAGCCCGGCGCAUGAUGACAAGAUCUAUCGUUGCCCGCGAGCCUACUCGGGCUGCGGUGAGACGUUUAGGGCACUCAGCGCCUUGUGUCAGCACGUCGAAAGCGAGCAAUGUGGCAUUCGCAGGUUCAAUCACUCGAUGCGCAAUGUCCUCGCCGAUCUGUCCACCGGAAUGGCGCGGCUCACAUUCUGA
This is a messenger RNA of Postia placenta MAD-698-R-SB12, 888 nucleotides long. RefSeq lists its product as hypothetical. Gene Ontology annotation, biological process: regulation of transcription by RNA polymerase II. Gene Ontology annotation, cellular component: nucleus. The record is from RefSeq and is a predicted model, not a curated record. Gene Ontology annotation, molecular function: RNA polymerase II transcription regulatory region sequence-specific DNA binding; DNA-binding transcription factor activity, RNA polymerase II-specific. NCBI's taxonomy places the organism in Eukaryota, Fungi, Basidiomycota, Agaricomycetes, Polyporales, Adustoporiaceae. The coding region runs from base 1 to 888 and encodes 295 amino acids. The transcript is spliced from 2 exons.